AUGAGUGAGUAUGACAAAAGGGAACUGGGAUGGAGAAGGGUCUAUGAUCAUUUCAGGAAGAAGGCCCAUUUGGGGUUGAGAGAUGGUUUGAGGUAAAAAGGAGAGGGGAAGCCUCAGGCUCAGUGGGGGGUACAAAUACAGGCAUUUUCAUCUGGCCCUGAAAACUCUCCUCAGCCUCACUGGCCUUGCCCACCUGGAAGUCUCCAUGUUUUGGAGUACGUUGUCAAUAAUAUGCAAUGAUACACAACUCUACUUCUCCUUUAUAUCUGUCGGUGAGACACUGGAUAUGCUGGAACAUUAUCUUGCCUUGGUAUCAGGGGCACCGACUUGCCCCCCACAUGGGGGGGGGGGGUCACACCACGUGCCCCCACCAAGUGUGAGAACGCUCAUGUGCCAGACUGUGACACAGAGGCAUCCCACCCUCGCUGCCGCAAUGCCAGUGUUCGCAUGCCGGGUGGGGAAUGGGGAGCACAGAGCUGGGCUCUUGGUUCCUUCUCCCCACGUAGCAUUGGCAGGGAGGAGGUGGAGCGGGACCACGGGAUUUUUUUGUGGGGAUGGCCCCCUCCUUGAAAAUUGGGGGGCUGAAGAUCCCUCAGCCCCCACUAACCGACGUGCCUUCUUGGUAAUGGACUGGAUGAGAGUCAACAGACUGACACACAAUUCAGAUAAGACUUGAGGCACUGUUGGUGGGUGGUUCCCUAGACCGAAUGGCUGGGAGAUCGCCUGCUCUUGAUGGGGUUACACUCUCUCUGAAGGAAUGGGUCCUCCCAGAUCCUUCACUGUCAGGUGGCCUCAGGGUGCAGAGUGCCUCCCGUCAGCUUUGACUGGUGGCCCAGCUACGCCCCCAUCUGGACAGGGAUAGCCUAACUCUUGUUGCGUAUGCUCUGGUAACCUCUAGGCUAGAUGACUGCAAUGUGUUGUAUGUAGGGCUUCAGCAGCCAAGUUGUCCACCAGGACAAAAUGUUUUGAGCGUACAAUGCCAAUCCUGGCCCAACUGCACUCACUGCCACUUAGUUUCCAGGCCCAAUUCAAAGUGCUGGUUUUGACCUAUAAAGCAUUAAACGGCUCAGGGACACAAUUACCUCAAGGACCGCCUCUCUCCAAAGGAACCUGCCCAGACCCUGAGAUCAUCUUCUGAGGCCCUUCUUUGUGUGCCUCCUCCAUGAGAGGUCCAGAGGGUGGCAACACAAGAAGGGGCCUUUUCUGCAGUGGUUCCGUGUUUUUUGAAAUGCUCUCCCAAGUGAAGUUCACCUGGCGUCUUCAUUACAUAUCUUUAGAUGCCAGGCAAAAAUGUUCCUUUAUAACCAGGCAUUUGACCGAGUAAACAAUAUAUGCCCUUUUAAACUGUGGGGAAGGUUUAUUGCUUUGUUAGUUUUUAUGUCAUGUAUUAAUUUUACAAAGAAAUAAAGUAACUGAAUAAUGCCUCCUGUUUCCUAGAUGGAAGAUACUGAGAGGGUUUGGCUGUGUGAGGAAACUAGCCUACUGUACAAAUAGGAUUGCCAUACGCCCAGAAUUUUCCAGACAUAGCCAGAAUAUGGCAGUUGGAAACAGUGUCCGGGUGGUAAUAGCUGAAAGCUGAAAUUUGUUUUUGGCGAAUUUCAUUUAAAAUAGCUAAAAACUUCAUUUGCUCAACAGGUUUGGGGAAAAAAAUAAAUAUAAGCUCAACAGCUUUGUGUCCUGAUUAUGGUAACCCUGGUACAAAGGUAAAAUUUGCUUCUGGCCCCACCCAUAUGAGAGCAUGUGCCUCUCAGGAGGUUUCCCAAAAGGGAAAGCGGUCCUCAUGUGGUAAAAAGGUCCUCCAGCCGAGACCUGCUUUGUGAGGGUGAAGUAUCAUUAGACCAAAAACUAAAAUCAAAAGGAAUGGAUGGAGGUAUCUCAGGAAGGAGGGGGUAGGGGGAAGGAAUCCUGUUGUGUUUUGCCCGCGCCCCACAAAAAAAGAGAAUACAAACUGAUUAAGACUCACAUAUAUUUUACGAAACAUGGAAAAUAAAAAAUAAAAUAAAAAACAGGCACAAAAAUGUUCAUUACAGUACGGCCCCAGCUACAUUAAUAUUACAUUCCUUAUAUAGAAUAAAACGAUUACCAUAAUAUUAAUCCUCCUCUUCUUUUUUAAACUCCAAAUUUACAUAUAGAGUCUAGGUUUCUACAAAACAGAACAACAACAACGACAAUGACAACAACAACAACAACAAAUACAACAAAAAGAAACACACCCCAAAACAAAACCCAUCCAAGACUGAGCAGGUGGAGAAGCGACAAAGUACCCCUGACAACGGUCUUUGGACCUAAACAAGAGGUUCCUGUAUUCCCGCUGUUUAAACAAGAGACUUAGGUGUUCAGAUCUAGGACUCACCAUAGACAGAAGGACUGGAACGGACAACAGACCCAGAUUCAGCACAGAAAUAAAGUCAAACUGUUUCACUCUCAUUUUUCCUCUCACUCUCAUCUUGGCUAUCUUGCAGCCUAAUGCUUUGGUGAGUAACAGUUGUACAGGAACACACACACACACUCAUGUAUGCACACACACACGCACAGGCACACACUCAUACAUAUAUCUAUAAGCAGAGAAAUGUGUUUUUCAUGAGCUCAGUUCUUGCUCUGAAAAACCACCCUCUAAAGUUACACUUUCAUUUUAAAACACAUCCAUGACAAAUGACUGGUUAACGAAUCCUGGAUUUCAAAGAACAUACAAAACCCCUGUAGAAUAUUUAAUGCACCUUUAAGUUAAAAAAGAUUAUUUGCCAUUGUUGUGCUGAUGGUCACAAAGACCCCCCUCUUCCCUGCCCUGUGUUGCCCCUGCUCCUCAUUCCCAAGGGAAUGCUCCAAUGCUGAGGGUCCGGAGGGGCCUGUGAGGAGACACUGUAGUAGCACCUCUUAGUACCUUAAAUAGUUUUAGUCAUAUAUAUAAAACACACUUCUUUUUAAAAAAUUAAAGAGCACCAGGUAUUUCACAGUGAGAGGUAGAAUCAAAUUUAACAAACCCAUCCCUCUCUCUUUCUCUUUUUCCUGUUUAGCACCAAUCUCUUCUCCUUCCUGCCUUCCCUUCUCAAGUCACUUAA
Podarcis lilfordi (Lilford's wall lizard) is the source of this 3059-nucleotide messenger RNA. NCBI's taxonomy places the organism in Eukaryota, Metazoa, Chordata, Lepidosauria, Squamata, Lacertidae. The record is from the annotation of a GenBank genome assembly.